This is a messenger RNA of Phytomonas sp. EM1, 1808 nucleotides long. The record is from the annotation of a GenBank genome assembly. Lineage: Eukaryota; Euglenozoa; Kinetoplastea; Trypanosomatida; Trypanosomatidae.
AAGGAACGCAUGUCUGGAGUGUGCACACAUAAAAUAUCAUUUUGUCUAAAUAUUAAACGCAUUCUUGGUGCGUGCACAGUGAUAUUUGGAUGCAGUGGUACUAGUAUUUAUAUAUAUUACCAAAAAAUAUGGCUACCCGAGUACAUUGAACGUUUUGAGCUGGAAAAUAAGACCCCGGUAAGGCAUACCAAACUGUAUCUUUCUGAAAUUAAUGAUAAUGGACGAACUUUGGCUCGUAUAAAUACGAUGCCAAAUCUUCUGUUCUAUCUUUAUGUGGCCUAUCGUAUUUUACUACUUGCAGUUUCAAGUGUACCACUUAUCUGGUAUGCUUUUUUAAGCUUUGGACUAGGGCUUUGUUCACAUUAUUUUUUUUACCAUAGAGUCCUCCUCUUCCUCUCCUUUAUGGGACCCAGCUACAUUAAGCUUGGGCAGUGGAUAGCCACAAGACCGGAUUUAUUUCCAAUAGAGUUGUGUAAUGUAUUAGAGAGAUUGUAUGAUCAGACAGAGCCACAUAGUUGGCGUCAUACGGAAAAAUUGCUUCAACGUAAAUAUGAGGAUGGUAUUUGUUGUGGUAAUGAUGCAUUUUAUUAUCUAAAGGAUGUUGAAAGGAUACCAAUUAACAGUGGAAGCAUAGCACAAAUCCAUCGUGCAAGGCUAAAGGAGAGCAUUGAUGGUGUACCAAGCGGUACUGAGUUAGUUGUCAAAGUGACGCAUCCGUUUAUUCGUGAUAGAAUUGCAGCUGAUCUAACUGCGAUGCAUCUUUUUGUGAAAGUGGUUAAUAUCAUAGUGCCUGGGGCACAUGUGUUUAAUUUGGACCAUGCAUUGAUAAAUUUUUCUAGAUUGAUUUGCUCUCAGGUCAAUUUACGCAUAGAAUGUGAUAAUAUGGAGCAAUUUCGAUACAACUUUAGAAACACAAAAGGGGUUCUGUUCCCUGUGACACUUCCAUCACUUAUAUCUGAGGAUGUUCUGUUUGAAACAUUCGAAGAAGGUUCACCCAUAUAUACCUUAGAUGCGUCACUAGAUAAUAAAGAUAUCGCAGAGCUUGGUUGCCAUAUGUUUCUUAAAAUGCUUUUUCAGGAUAAUUUUGUACACUCUGAUCUGCAUCCUGGUAAUGUGCUUCUAAGAACAAACUAUAUGGGAGGUGCCCCAAAACACUCUAGUAAAGAACCGAGGCGGCAGCUAAUAGUUCUGGAUACUGGGCUUGUGACAUCUAUGUCGAAGCAGGAGCGAAAUAACUUUAUUGCGUUAUUCGCUGCAGUAGCCUGUGGUGAUGGCGAGCUUGGAGCUGAUCUUAUGCUUGACCGACUACCAGAGAAUGUUAACCAACAGUUAACUAAGAUGAAUAGGGAAAAUUUCAGAAGGGAGAUGAAGUCCGUGUUUGAUUUAGUAGCUCCCGGUACCGAAGGAUUCAAGUUAGGUACUAUCAAUAUUAGUGAAGUUCUUGCAAAAGUACUGAAAACAGUACGAGAAAAUAAUGUUCUUCUUGAUGGUAAUUUUGCGUCUCUUGUUUUUACUGUUAUUGUCGGUGAGGGCUUAGGGAGAAGACUCACGCCAGAUUUUAAUUUAUUUGUUGAAGCCGCACCGUAUCUGAUUACAUAUUUGGAGAAAGAUGAGUUGUGGUUCUUAGCCAAUAAACUGAGGGAAACAUAUGGUGUAUCUGGAUUGAUUAGGGACACCGUGGAUUUAGUUCGUACAGAAAAAGCAAAUACAUAUUUCGAGGCUUUUGCAAAGAAGAGUAUGGAUUUUCUCGAAUGUAUAUUUAUCUCCAUGACAAACUAGUUAUUACAUAGUGAUGUUCCUCAGGCUAU